AUGGCCGGCCUCAGUCCCCAAAUAACGAACAUGGUGAUCAUCCUGGGUAUGGUCCAGGUUGCGAAGAAGAUACCUUUUGAGGACCCGAACGUCCUCAACAUGGCCCGCGCCGGUUACAUUCUCAGCAACGUCAUCAUCCUCGCUAUUCACCUCUACAUCAUGUCUACCAUUAACAAAAAGAAGGACCUGACCACGCUCAAGUACGUCGAGCCGGCGCCGAUGGGUUCAUCCGAGGAGCCCAAGCUCGUGACGACGACCAUCCACGCAUACGACAUGGGCCAGCUCAAGACCGCUCUCCGCUCGCAGGCCAUGGGUGUCGGCAUGAUGGCCUUCAUGCACCUUUACAUGAAGUACACCAACCCGCUCCUGAUCCAGUCCAUCAUCCCGCUCAAGGGCGUCUUCGAGUCGAACCUUGCCAAGAUUCACCUCUUUGGCCAGCCCGCCGCCGGUGACCUGAAGCGACCCUUCAAGGCCGCCGCUGGCUUGAUGAGCGGCCUCCAGAGCGGCCCCGCCCAGAGCGACAAGAAGGCCGUCGAGGCGGCUGAGCGCGCCGGUCGCGGCGGUGCCAAGGAGGAGUAG
Molecule: messenger RNA, 579 nt
Organism: Pyricularia grisea
Lineage: Eukaryota; Fungi; Ascomycota; Sordariomycetes; Magnaporthales; Pyriculariaceae
Exons: 3
Coding region: 1-579 (192 amino acids)
Biological process (GO): protein targeting to ER
Cellular component (GO): mitochondrion; endoplasmic reticulum
Source: RefSeq, a predicted model, not a curated record